Gossypium raimondii (Peruvian cotton) is the source of this 715-nucleotide messenger RNA. RefSeq lists its product as uncharacterized. Gene Ontology annotation, biological process: intracellular protein transport; endoplasmic reticulum to Golgi vesicle-mediated transport. Gene Ontology annotation, cellular component: endoplasmic reticulum membrane; endoplasmic reticulum. Bases 136 to 525 code for a protein of 129 amino acids. The record is from RefSeq and is a predicted model, not a curated record. Lineage: Eukaryota; Viridiplantae; Streptophyta; Magnoliopsida; Malvales; Malvaceae. The transcript has 4 exons.
CUUCACCGUUAAGUCGAGGCAGAACAAAGUAGACGCGGACAACAGUCUCCGUCUUUCGCAUUUCGCAGCCUACGAAAAGGAAAUUAAAAAAAAAAAAAAUCAAACCCAAAUUAAUUAGCAACAAAUCAAAAGGAAAUGGCGUUGCAGUGGAUGAUCCUAACCUACGUGGUCGCAGCAGAGGCUGCCCUGGCUCUUCUCUUGACGUUCCCCUCUCCUAAGUUAUUGAAGAACCGUUUCGUCUCUCUCAUCUCCCUCAUUCUUCAGCCUACCCUCUUUAUUGUCCCCUUUGCCGGAUUCCAGCUCUUAGAUAUCUACUGGAAGAACGAACAUCGCUUGAUGUGCACCUCUGAUAUCUGCACUGCUGCCGAGAGAGAUCGUUAUGAGAAAUCCGUGUUCAAAGCUCAAAGGAAUGUAAUUUUGUGUACAACUGCAUGCCUCCUUUACUGGUGUAUCUACCGGAUUUGCAAGUAUCACAAGGAAAUUCAGAGUUUGGAGGAAGUAGAGAAGAGAUACAAGAAUGAGUAGUUUUCUAUACAAAAGCUCAUCUAGUUGUAGAGACUACGUUAUGUUCUACAGCCUACACAUGAUGCCCCCAUGGCAUGUUUUCAUUACAGCUAAAGCUCCUGCACGUCUCUCUCUCAGCGGAAACUAUAAUUCUUUCCUUGAACCAUGUAUGUUCUUUUGUUAGCAAUUGCAUUUUAGCUGGUUUACUUGA